Messenger RNA from Plectropomus leopardus (leopard coralgrouper), 2798 nucleotides. It is a transcript of the gene naa40, whose product is annotated as N-alpha-acetyltransferase 40, NatD catalytic subunit. Gene Ontology annotation, molecular function: protein N-terminal-serine acetyltransferase activity; histone H4 acetyltransferase activity; histone H2A acetyltransferase activity. Gene Ontology annotation, cellular component: nucleus. Lineage: Eukaryota; Metazoa; Chordata; Actinopteri; Perciformes; Serranidae. The record is from RefSeq and is a predicted model, not a curated record.
AUGUAGCAUAGUUGGACGCGACGGAGAGGCGAGGAAAGAAAAGGGCAAGGAAGAGACCUGUACUAAAUUCAGCCUCGCACUCUUGGCGCCAAUCCGACUUAAAGAGGACAAAAACAACUAAUUUUUCGUUUACGUUUUAAUCAAAUCUGCGCGUCGCCGCUGCUUCUGUCCCAGCCAUCGCUCGGAGCUCCAGCCAGCUAGCCUCGUUAGCACACUAUCUAUCAUUGCCAUAUUAAUCUGGCCCCCUUCUGUCUGUCUGUACUGACGAGACUAAUAACUCAGCAACAGUGAAACACGGGGACAAUAGAGGUGUGUUUCUCCAGGGGGACCGACAAGACACAGCUGCAAAAAAUGGGGAGGAAGUCCAACAGAGCAAAGGAGAAGAAAGCCCGGCGUCUGGAAGAGAGGGCAGCUAUGGAUGCGGUGUGUGCCAAGGUGGAUGCCGCCAACAAGCUCGAUGACCCACUGGCUGCCUUCCCAGCCUUCAAAAAGUACGACAGAAAUGGGCUGAACCUGCAGAUAGAGUGUAAGAGAGUGACCUCCCUCAACCCGCUGUCUGUGGAGUGGGCCUUUGAACUCACCAGAGCCAACAUGCAGACGCUGUACGAGCAGAGCGAGUGGGGCUGGAAGGAGAGGGAAAAGCGGGAGGAGAUGAACGACGAGAGGGCGUGGUACCUACUGGCCCGCGAUGGUGACUCUGCCCCUGUGGCCUUCUCUCACUUCCGAUUUGACGUGGAGUGUGGGGAGGAGGUUUUAUAUUGCUAUGAGGUGCAGUUAGAGAGCAGAGUGCGGAGGAAAGGAUUAGGAAAGUUCCUUAUCCAGAUACUACAGCUCAUCGCUAACAGUACACAGAUGAAGAAAGUGAUGUUGACAGUUUUCAAACACAACCACGGGGCUUACCAGUUCUUCAGGGAAGCUUUACAAUUCGAGAUUGACGAGACUUCGCCAAGCAUGUCCGGUUGCUGUGGCGACGACUGCUCUUAUGAGAUCCUCAGCCGGCGGACCAAACACGGCGAGGCCUCAGCGGGACACACCCACGGGGGUGGGCACUGCGGCGGCUGCUGCCACUGAUGGGCUCCACCUUUUACGAUUGGUUAAAAGCCAGCAACUUUUCAUAGCUGUGUGUGAAAGCUCGAGCUGCCUGCUACUGCUGCAGGCGUUUUGAGUUUGACUGGCUGUAGGGCGCCGUUAAAAAUGAACUAAAGGGGGAACACCUGGCUACAGAUGUCAGUGUCGCAUUAUGGAUUGGGAUUUAUGUGUUUUUCUUUUGGUGUAUUCCUGCUACAAAAGCAGUAUGCAGUGUGAGCUUUCACACAUGGCUCCUGUUCUUUCUUUCUUACUUCUGGGUUCGAUGUCCAAGCCAUCUUUUCUCAUUCUCUUACUCCAGUUAAUGAUGACAGUAAGUAGUUCCCAGUCAAGGCAAAGCUCUGGCUCUUGACAUCCCACCGUGCUCUCAUCCUCUUAUGUGUUAUUCUGUAUUCAAUCAUUCUGCAGCGCUUCUCAAACUAUGGCUUGGGACCUGGCCUAUGGCUGUAUUAUAGAAACUUUCUACCUCAAGUCCAGAUUUCAGUACAUUUUUCUAGAUAAAUCAUGACCUCACUCCAAUUAUUAUGUGUAUGGAGCAGAUAAGAAGAGCUGGUCAGUUUCUGUUAUACAGCCCCUGAUUGGUGUAGGGCGUCACUCUGCGACUAUUGAACCAGGGUCCCAGGAUCAGGAGGAAUGUUCUCACAUUUGAGUCCCAUAAAACACUGUAACAUCACCUGUUAGAUUGCAAGUUAUAUGCACGUAUGACUUGAACCCUGUCGGCCUAUUAUACUACCAUUACAAGUACACUGUUAGCACCAUCCGUCUUCUUUAUUUAGGUGGUGCCCAAAUCUUUAGGUGUCUCCCCUGCUUUUAAGUUUUAUAAUUAAGGAGAAAAGAUUGCUCUUUUCAUUAAUAUGCUAGUAACAAAACAUAUUUCCCACCAUCUGUUGCUUUUAAUCUGCAUCCAACCCAGAAAAUAAUCCCAGUAUGACCCUCUUGCUCAUUCACAUGUUGCUUGAACCCACAGCUGUAUUUCCUUAUCAGUGGUACAUGUCAAGAACUGAAACUCUGAAGACGCAAGGUCUUUAGUCCAUGAAAUAAUUCGCUUUCAUUUUCACCCUUUCUUCUCACCAUCUUUAUCUUGUUUCCAUCCUCACAGCAGUGUCUCCCACAGAAUUAAAACCUAUUUGUGGCAGCAGCUAAUGCUGGUGGGGGCCUUAAAUUCUUGGGUAUCAUUCUGUCCUGUCUCUAAAUUUGGACAUUUUAGCGGCCCAUGAACGCAGUACAGGCGGAGCUCUGUGAGUUCUUUUUUCCUCAGCAACAGUUUGUUGAGUUUUAGUUGCAGAGUGGAUCAUUGAUUAGCUGAUUUGAUCGAUGGAUGAGAGGAGCAGCUUCUGACGCUUCGAGUGAAAGCAAACUUUUAGACUAGGGAUGCAUAAUACUGGAUUUUUUUGCCGAUAUCCGAUAUACCGAUUAUAUUACAACUCAUAUUACCAAUAUCAAUAGAUCUACUUUUUUCCCCAUCUAAUUUUAGCAAUCACCAUGUCUCCUCUGUAGUGGAGUUAACAUCAUAUUAUGCAUACUCUUAUUGUGAUGGGCCAUCAGCAGAUGGAGACAUAAAAUACAUUGUUUUUUAGUAUAUAUAAUAUUGAUUCAAUGUGCAAAAUAAGAACAAUACCUUUCAAUCAAUUUAGGAUGAUGUUUUGUACAUGUUCACCUUGUCAAUAAAGACAAAAAUCAGUUUGCGAUAUUGGCAGAAAUUAGCAUGUUGG